UAUUAAUUUCCACGAAUGAAAAAGCUCGGCGAAGUCAUGACCUGCCCAUUUCCACGACUCACCGAUGAAUUUGGGGGGAUUCUUUCUCUACCAGAACAUGUUUUUCGAAACCUUUAUUACUUCAUUCGUUCCCAGAAAAGAUACUGUUGCGUUUUACCGCGCGACAAAAAGUGCGUUUUCAUUUGACGAGAUUCAAUUUCUGCUGCACACUGUUUACAAUAACUUCAGCAGCAAAUCAAUAGUCCUGUCUGAUUCGUGAAGCGUCACACCGAAGUAGCACGAGUCGUCCAAAUAGCGUAGCACAUCGAUAAGGUACACCACACCAUAAUGGGCAGUAGCUACAAAGAAGCAUUCAUCCCUCUUCCCACCGAAGAUCACUCCCAGGCUCCAAACUACAGGCCUGACGACCCUGGAUCUCACCGAACUUUCUCCUCGGGUCUAUCGAUAGAUAGUGGUGCCGUUAGCGAUGUAGGCUUUCUAAACCACACAGACCAGCACAUUCUAUUUCUGGGUAUUUGCUGUGAUCACCGUAAGGCCGUCAUCGCGGUGAACGCGAUCACCAUUGGAAUGCAGAUUGUAGGGAUGAUUGUCUUGGCUGUCGUAGCCUCCUACGUCACCAAGAACCUCGAUGAUAUCGAGGCAGACAUCAACGACGACAGCACACGCAAGGGACUCGACGAAUUUGCCAAGGGGGGUGGCAUCGAGGCCACGGAAACUGCAAUCGAUGCCUAUGCCACGGUUUCGAUUGGACUCCACGCAUGCGGGAUUUACGGGGCCCUCACGUUCAAACAAUGGGGUAUCAUCACGGCCGGCUGCGCAUACGCUUUUAGCCUGUUCAUGGGCGUAUUGUCUUUCGAUAUCGGGAACAUUCUCAUAAGUGGUUUAUUUUUGUAUCCGCAUUACUUCAUGCUAAAGCUAAUGAAGGAGGGCGUCAUGAGCGACUACAAUUACCAUAAGAUUGCGAGUUGUUGCGGUGAUAGGCAAAUGUAAUUUGUAAUACAAGAAGAAAAAAUAUGCAACAUAUUA
Messenger RNA from Pseudo-nitzschia multistriata, 1026 nucleotides. NCBI's taxonomy places the organism in Eukaryota, Bacillariophyta, Bacillariophyceae, Bacillariales, Bacillariaceae. The record is from the annotation of a GenBank genome assembly.